ACACUACCAAAAAUUACCGUACAUACAUCUCCUCGUACUCCAGUUACCUAUUUUCUUCCUUUUUAUGAUACCUUUAACCGCGGCUGAUACAACCGAGUCAAUGGCUGAGGGGCAAUGGUCAUUUUGAAUUUCGAUUUAUUACUUGUUUGUUUGUUCCUUUGCUUGCAGCUGCGUCAAGGUGAUUAUGAGUAUUCAGGUAGGAGUUCAAAGAUCUCUUGUUGGUCGGCCUUUUUCUUGUCGUUCAUUUUUUUUCAUUUCAUUUUUUUUUUCCGCCACAAACAUUCAGUUUGGGGGCUAUAAAUUGCCCAAGUCACUGC
Messenger RNA from Aspergillus alliaceus, 317 nucleotides. RefSeq lists its product as uncharacterized. The record is from RefSeq and is a predicted model, not a curated record. The transcript has a single exon. Bases 115 to 300 code for a protein of 61 amino acids. Lineage: Eukaryota; Fungi; Ascomycota; Eurotiomycetes; Eurotiales; Aspergillaceae.